UGAGGCACUUGUUUAUGAGACCAGGCCUGUCUUAGUCUAGAGGGAGCGACCCAAUGGUCUCUUCUUGAUGGGCACACCAACAAGUCAUUUAUUUCAAGACUUCUGAUCCGGCCGAGGGAUCGAGGCUGAAGUAAUCUACCUUUGAACCAGAGUUUAAACGUCCGAGGUCAAUUGGCUCCAAAGCGUUCUACAGAGUACAAAUUCGCUGACUCGGUCUCUCGCUAGAAGAGAAAUUGGAAUACAAUGUACCCUACGUACGUGAGCCGUGCUGUGCGAAGAGAUGUGGAUCAGAUUUUUUACUUGGUGAAUGAGGCCUUCCAAAUUGAGACGGGCAAUGAGGGGAUCGCUUAUCGCAGUGGCGAAAAAUACCAUCUUAAAGAUCAGACAAGGAAGCAUAUCGCUGACAUGUUGGUAUUGAGAGAUCAUAAACAGAUAUUAGGCGUGAUCAAGUCCAGCUUUCAUAAUGGCACUUGCGACAUUGGCUUGAUUGCCGUACAUCCUGAACACCAAGGAAUGGGAUAUGGAGCCAAACUUAUGGAGGCCGCGGAGACUCGGAACAAGGCCAGUCGCUUCACCGUUGGAUUGGCCUCAUGCCGUUCGGACGUAAUCCCUUUCUUCGAGAAAAGAGGAUAUAAGCAACUUGUGGAAAAGCCGAUUGAGGAAAUGAGGAAACUUUACCCAGAGGAUUUAGCCGAAAAGUUUGUGUCCAGAGAUGACAUUUGUUGGACCAUAUUUGUGAAGAAAAACUCGGUUUGUGAAAAUGGAGACGAAGAUGAUGGUUAUCAGUACAAUGCUCAACGAGAAUAACAUUUGUAGUUAUAGUAUGAAUUGGUAAAGGGGCAGUACAAUAAGUGGUUUUGCUCUCAAGAGGAAAUUCAAGAGGUUUGGCGUUAGAUGGUGCGUGUAGAGAUGACACCGAAGAACUGAACUUUAUUGAUAUCUGUGAAGGAAAAAUAACUUUUCAAUCCCUUGGGUAAUAAAGCGUGAACAUUUUGAU
Molecule: messenger RNA, 997 nt
Organism: Tigriopus californicus
Lineage: Eukaryota; Metazoa; Arthropoda; Copepoda; Harpacticoida; Harpacticidae
Exons: 5
Coding region: 244-807 (187 amino acids)
Molecular function (GO): acyltransferase activity, transferring groups other than amino-acyl groups
Source: RefSeq, a predicted model, not a curated record